Messenger RNA from Pollicipes pollicipes, 2301 nucleotides. Its product is annotated as E3 ubiquitin-protein ligase MARCHF9. Gene Ontology annotation, molecular function: zinc ion binding. The transcript is spliced from 5 exons. The record is from RefSeq and is a predicted model, not a curated record. The coding region runs from base 156 to 1295 and encodes 379 amino acids. Lineage: Eukaryota; Metazoa; Arthropoda; Thecostraca; Pollicipedomorpha; Pollicipedidae.
GUGGCGGCGCGGCCGGCCGUGGGGCGCUAGUGGUCCUGGCGGGGUGAAGGCGGGAGGCAGCGCGCGUGGGUCCGGCUAGUCAAGCUCGUGGCGGUGGAUGUGGCCGCUGUGUUGAGUUCUCCGGGCUGUGAUCAGGUCGUGAGCUGCCGCGGACGAUGGCGCUGGUACCGAGCGUCCCGACGCUCGGCGAUCAGCGGCCGCUGCUCGGCUCGCCCGAUUCGCCGGUCGACGCCAGCCCGCCGCCGCCGGCCGCGCACCACCGGGUGCGCUGGGGCAGCCUGCAGACGCUGGAGGCCGAGCUGGACGACGGCCUAGCGGGCAAGGCGCCGCCGCCGGCCAGCCUCAGCAGUAUGCUCAGCACCGACUCCGGCUGCGAGUCGGAGGGCGUGGCUGACAGCGUGUACAGCACCGUCACCUCCUGCACGUCCGACCUGGUGCGCAUGCAGCUGGACUCGGAGCUGGCCGAGCAGGAGGAGCUAGAGACGGAGCAGGAGCCGGAGCCGGAGCCGCCAGAGCCGGUGGAGCCCCCGCCGACCGUCAGCUGCCCGCAACAGGUGGAGCCGCUCGAGGACUGCAGGGUGCGCAGCUGGAGUCUGGAGGCGCGGGGAUGCGCGGCCGACGAGGAGGCGGCUUCGGCCGUGCGCGCCGACGAGCUGGAGAUGGUGACGCCGCUGCGGCACGCCCUGUCGGAGCCGUCGCUGGUCACGUCGGCGUCGACGGCGUCGAUGCCGAUCUGCCGCAUCUGCCACAUGCCGUCCGAGGAACGGGCGGAGCUGAUCUCCCCCUGUCGCUGCGCCGGCACCAUGCAGUACAUACACACCGCCUGUCUCAUGCACUGGAUCGAGGUGUCCAGUCGGCGGGCCAAGCGGCCACCUUGCUGCGAGCUGUGCCAGUACCAGUACCAGCGGCAUAAGCGGUUCCGCGUCGGCCGCUGGCUCGUGCCGGCCGUCUCCACCCGGGACAAGCUGCUGCACGCGCUCUUCGUGAUCACUGCCAUCGUCAUGGUGACCUGCGCCGUCAUCACCAUCUUCUGCUUCAAACAGGAUUCGGGAAAGCGGCGGCUGGCGUACGACGAAGCGGAACUCACGUCUAACGAGACAGUCACCUUGGUCUGCGGCAUCUUGUUCUUCGCGUCGUUCUUUGUCGGCAUGUACUGCGAGAUAAAGGCGAAAUAUUCCAUUUAUCAGCUCGUAACCCGGGUGUUCUAUCUGAACCAGCAGUGGUUUAUUGAGGAGUACGACCGCUCGAAGGACGACAAGUUCCGGUGUUCUCCGACAGGUGGCUCCCCGGUAUGAGGUGUGUUUGUGUGCGAUGAGCCCGUCUAUGCGCUGACCGGCGUGGAGGCGUGCCGACUGGCGGUACUUCAUUCGAGCACGUUGAUGCAUUUGGUGCGCUUGUGUGGUGCAGACACACAUGCUUUGAGUCGGAUAAGAGACCGUUAGCUGCGAUGGUUAACACGCGGGUAAACAUUGGUGCGCGAUACAUGCGACCGGCCUAUGUCAUUGUAAAGCUGCUUGCUCGUAAACUUGUGCAAAAUAUUAACAUGCGACAUGUAUCGGCUGGGCACGCUUGAGGCUGUCGGUCAUUGUUGUAUGUGGCAAAUGGAAACACCUAUUCGUCAGGUGCACAGUGGUGCUUUUCGCUGCCAUUAGGCAUGGUGCAUUGCCAUGUUGAGCCAUGCUGCCAUUUUUGAGCAGCUCGCUGGUCUGUCUGUUGAGUCCGAAGUGUACGUGCAGCACUCCUCUGAUAAUGCGUUGAGCACUGAAACGGUGCGUGGAAGCUAACAGCGUAAUCGUUACCGUACAGCGUGGAACAGAGUAUGUUGCACAAAGUACUAAAGCGCAGGCCUUCGUCAUGCAGUUUGUGGUCAAAUAUCGUUUGCAAGCGUUUAAUGCAUUGCUGGGCUGUCUGGCCACGAUAUUUUGGCAAAGGCCUAAACAUGGGGUGAUUUCGACUCUGUCUGUGAGUCCACUGUCGUGACGUUCAUCUCUUGCAAAUAAUCGAUGCCAUGUCACGUUAGUAUGGGGUCGUCACGUUUUUGCGUCAUUUAUGCCAGUUGUAUCGACUGGCGUACAUGAUCGCAGCUGUGACAUCGUCUUCGCGGUUGUUGUCGUGCACAGAGCAUUUCAUCAUUCGAUGCAACGUUCAACCAUUAGAAGCAUAAGAUGCCCGUUGGAAAAUUGGUUGAUGUGUGCUGUUGCGUCUGUUCACUGCAUCAAUUGCGACGUAUUUAUCAUGAGUAUCAUACUGUCUCAUCUGUGAUUUUGUGUCAUAAGACAAUAAACCCACCAUACAAUAUAG